This is a messenger RNA of Herpailurus yagouaroundi (jaguarundi), 629 nucleotides long. Its product is annotated as thymosin beta-4, Y-chromosomal-like. Gene Ontology annotation, cellular component: cytoplasm. Gene Ontology annotation, biological process: actin filament organization; regulation of cell migration. Gene Ontology annotation, molecular function: actin monomer binding. The record is from RefSeq and is a predicted model, not a curated record. The transcript has a single exon. NCBI's taxonomy places the organism in Eukaryota, Metazoa, Chordata, Mammalia, Carnivora, Felidae. The coding region runs from base 14 to 214 and encodes 66 amino acids.
CAGAUUGGUACUCAUGCAGCAGCCACUGUGCAGACAGGACUUCAGUCACUCCCACACCUCAUUCCUUUCUGCCGAAACCAUGUUUGACAAACCCAUUAUGGCUGAGAUUGAGAAAUUCAAUAAGUUGAAACUGAAAAAGACAGAAACUCAAAAGAAAAAUCCACUGACUUCAAAAGAAACAACUGAACAGGAAAAGCAAGCAGGCAAAUCAUAAUGAGGCAUGCACAGUCAAUAUGCACUGUACAUUACACAAGCAUUGCCUUCUUAUUUUACUUUUUUCAGCUGUUUAACUUUGUAAGAUGCAAAGAGGUUGGAUCAAGUUUAAAUGACUGUGCUGCCCCUUUUUACAUCAAAGAAUCAAGAAAUACUGACAACAAGGGCCGUGCCUACCUCUCCCUUCUGCUUGUCUGGCUGGCUGGGAAGGGAAAGAACUUGCAUGCUGGUGAAGAGAGAAGCUGGGUGGUACAAGAGUGAAAUCUAGAGUAAAAACCAAGCUGGCCCAAGGUGUCCUGCAAGCUGUAAUUUGCAGUUUAAUCACAGAACCAUUUUUUUGUUCAAACAACUUUAAUUAUUGGAAUAUACAAUUUUUUGAAUGUGCAAAUAAAAAGUUUUAAAACUUGAAAAAAAAA